AUGGACGACAUCACCGUGCAUGAACCAUUGACAGAAAAUACUGAAAUGCAAGAACUAGACGACGAAAAAGACACACGGAUAAUCGACAAAGUCUCGGAAAUUCUUAUUGAAAGAAAUAUGCUUUGGCAAUAUGAUGACGUCAUUGAACGAGAAGUCAAAAGAUACCUAAAAGAAAAUAAAUAUCCAACAGAGAGGUUGUUUGAAAUAGCGACUGAACGACAAGAAGAAAGUAAAUACUGGACAUUACUUGCAUUCCUAAAUGUACGAGGUUUGGGAACUCACACUGACGACGAAAAGGCGUUUUACUGGUAUCACAAAGCUGCCUCAGAGAUCAACGAUCGACUUGGACUCCAAGAAACUGGCGUCUUCUACUCCCACGGCAAAGGCGUAAAAUACGAUCUCGUCGAAGCAAAUUACUGGUUCAAAAAAGCCGCCGAUUGUAACAUGGGAAUCGCGCAACAUCGAUUAGCCCAAAAUUAUUUCCGUGGCAAUGGAAUAGAGGUUGAUAAUGCCGAGGGAUUAAAGUGGCUUUUAAAAUCGGCGGAUGUAGGGUUUGCUGAAGCAAUGGAUCUACUCACUGACCUGUAUUUAGUCGGUGACUAUACCAAGAAGGAUGAUCGAAUUGCGCUUUUUUGGGCAAAAAGGUCGUAUUAUGAGCUUGGUUCUCGAAUCGGACUUGCUAAUUUGAUGACUUGUUAUCAGAAGGGGUAUGGUACUUGUAUGGAUGUGCAUAAAGCUAUUUUUCUGGCUGUUCAUGCGAAGCGAAACGGUCAUGAUGUCUAUUUACGUAAACUUUCGAAAUUGUUUCAUAAUUACUUUUGA
Molecule: messenger RNA, 822 nt
Organism: Ambispora gerdemannii
Lineage: Eukaryota; Fungi; Glomeromycota; Glomeromycetes; Archaeosporales; Ambisporaceae
Source: the annotation of a GenBank genome assembly